CACCAGUGCCUAGCAUUGUUCCCAUCAGUGCUGCCCAUUAGUGCCACCAGUCAGUGCUGUCAGUCAGUGCCGCCUAUCAGUGUCCAUCAGUGCCUUCUUAUCAAUGCCCACAAGUGCCGCCUCAUCAGUGCCACCUCAUUAGUGCAGCCUAUUAGUGCCCAUCAGUGCUGCCUAUCCAUGCCACCUCAUCAGUGCCCACCAGUGCUGCCUAUCAGUGCCCAUCAGUGCUGCCUAUCAGUGCACCCUCAUCAACGCACAUCAGUG
Molecule: messenger RNA, 264 nt
Organism: Staurois parvus
Lineage: Eukaryota; Metazoa; Chordata; Amphibia; Anura; Ranidae
Source: the annotation of a GenBank genome assembly